Messenger RNA from Linderina pennispora, 1150 nucleotides. RefSeq names its product Arv1-domain-containing protein. Lineage: Eukaryota; Fungi; Kickxellomycota; Kickxellomycetes; Kickxellales; Kickxellaceae. The transcript has a single exon. Gene Ontology annotation, cellular component: cortical endoplasmic reticulum; Golgi apparatus. Bases 56 to 1102 code for a protein of 348 amino acids. Gene Ontology annotation, biological process: sphingolipid metabolic process; regulation of plasma membrane sterol distribution; sterol metabolic process. The record is from RefSeq and is a predicted model, not a curated record.
CCUCUUUUCCGCUUGUCCGCUUGUUUUCUAAUUCCCGUUCCCUUUCAUUUUGCAAAUGUCUGCCCCCCUGCUGCCAUUUCGACACUAUAUCCACACGGUGAUAUGCACGCUGAGUGCAACGUCGGUCACAGUCCUCAACACAACCGAAACCAUCAGCUGCAACCGCAUGGGCUGCGAGUGCCAUGUCCUUGAUGACUCCCAGUACAAAGUCGUGUUUCCAUUGAUAAUAGUCCUGGUCCUAACCGCGUUCACGCUGACAUUCGGUCCGCAAACACCGCAGUCGCCGCUAAUGGCUGAGUCGCCGUCAGUGUCCGGCAGAUCGUCGCCACAAGUAUCGAUUCAGGCAAUGGAGCAAAAAGCAGAUGUCGUCGAGUGCCCAAAGAAGCAGGUGUGCAUAGAGUGCGGAAGCCCAGUAGCCAGUCUGUAUACCGAAUAUGGUGUUGGGCACAUCCGGUUGACGCAGUGCGAGAGCUGCAAAAACUUUGCUGACAAGUACAUUGAGCAUGACGUGGUUGUUAUAUUCAUCGAUAUGCUGCUUCAUAAGCCCCAAGUGUACAGACACCUGCUAGUUAACAAGCUCGAGUUCCGCCAGUCGAUGAUUGAGCGAAAUGUGGCCAAGCUUGGCGUGCUUCUAGUUCUUUUCAACGUGUACAUCGAUUGGUUCCGGCUUGAAGAAGGUGGUCGGCUGCGUGGCCAGAACGAGCUUCUGUUUGGCAAGCAGCACUCGUUCACGCUCCAGUACCUGUUCAUCCUGGUGCUGUCCGCCAUUGACGCAUCAUCACAGCUGUGUGGCAUUGUAUUAGCAUCGAUCAUUCACCAGCGCAGCUUCAUGCAGGUCAAGCGCUGGGCUACCAUAUCGACAGCACUAAUCAUAUCGAGCUUCGGCAAGGUGUUGAUGAUUUUGCUAGUUAUAUGGGACUACAACGAGCCAUAUUAUCCAUGGCUGCUCGACCUUUUGCUGCUGACUUCGCACUCGACUGCCUUGGCCGUGCUCUUUGACAUCAACAUAAUGUGGUCGGGACUGGUGGUCAUAUUUAGCGCCGCAGUCAGGCAGUUAGUGCAUUUCAUUGUGUUAUCCACAGCAUCUGUAUUCUUUUCCUAGCAUCUGUUUCAUUCACAAUUUAUUGAUUUUCUGGUCUGUGUCUCAAAU